CUAAGCCACCGCCACCAGCGGUCAAGCCGACGCCUCAGAUUGUGAAGCCAGCUCCUGAUCACCCAGCUCCGAAAAGGAGGUCGAAUUUUGCUGAUGAUGAGUCGUCGAGGAGAAUUCCUUCUGACGACCACUAUGGCAACCAUGGCAAGGGAGGGAAAGCAGUCGCUAGGCGGAAAUUGCAUGAGCACAGGACUUGGGUCGAUGAUGCACAAGAGCUCGAUCGGCGAACGCCCACACCUGGCGCAGGACGCACGGCAAAGAGCUUGGGCUUCAGCGUAAUGGCUGGAGCUUUCGGCUCCUUUGUGAACGCUGCGUCACAGAAGAUCUCAAUGGGUCUCAAAGCCUCUCCUUAUCGCAAGCGUAGCUUCGAUGAAGAUUUCGAGGACCUCUCUAGCCGAGGAUCGCCGGCUCUCUACGACAAAUUUACGAGGAAGCUGUUUGAUAAACUUACUUGGAAUGUUAUCCAUGGCUCCAUCAUUAAACAGGGUACCCGUAAAGCCAAGAUCAUGAUGGGCAAAGAUCCGGGUGGCGACAUCGUCGUCCACCGCUCCAUUGCGGACCACACUGAUGACGCGAUUGAUGUUCGAGCUGCUGCUUCCGGUCCUGGAGGAGCAAUUGCAGACGCAAUCUCAAAGUCCACGCUCAUAGAUGGGUUUAAGAAGACGCUCGAGCCACGUCAAUCAUCCGAGGAUCCACAGAUGCAAAGGCUCGUCACCGGGAUCCUUCGCGGCCCCAUGACCGGUCAAGGAACGCAAUACUUCAUGCAGAAGAUGGGCAAGGAUCCCUUCGGCUCCAACAAGAGAGAUCUCGCAUCAUCUGAAGAAGGCGAGGCCUCUGUCGAUCGCCGUGGAUCUGAUGCUCUGUUCCGCAAGUUCCAGAAGAAGCUCGAACGUCGAGAUCAGGUGGACAAACUCGUCUGGAACGGCAUCAGCGGCGCUCUCAACAAGCAAGGCACCAUGUGGGCCGAAAGGAAGAUGGGCAAAGACCAUACCGCGUUCGAGGGCUCACACCCGAACUACAACAAUCCUCGCGAUCUCGUCACCGCCAAUAACGAGGUCGAGGCUGCCGGCUAUGUCGCGCGCGCAGGCACUUACCCUGACGGAUCUUCUGAUCUCUUGAGCGGCAUCGAAGUACGCCAUGUCCCUGAUGUCACUAGUCGCAGUGAUGGCGGAGAUGUCGAUGCGCCUCAAGAGCGAGACGAAGGAGCCAACGAAACGCUGUCUGACCGAGCAUCCGACGAGUCUACUACUGUUGAACGUGACGACGACGAAGAAGAAGAAGACAAAUCUCUGUCGCGACGCAGCUUCGACGACCUAGAUGCCUCGGCGGCUGCGAUUGAAGAGCGACAAGAGCCCAUUCUUGAAGGUACUCAGGAACCCCUCGAAGCUCGCAUGCUCCGCAAUCCCUUCACCGGCCAGUACUACGGAUCCAGCUCUUUCGGCAGCGACAAGAGCAAGUCUUCUCCUCCGGCGUCGCCUCCCCGUCAGGGUUCUCCCGCUCGUGCAAAAUCGCCUGCCCGUAGCAAGUCUCCCGCUCGUGCAGCUUCUCCAGCCCGCGGCAGAUCCCCGACCCGUGCGAAAUCUCCUGCUCGUUAUGAGUCUCCGCCUCCUCCUAGCGCUGAGCGUCUGGAAGAACUGCGCUUUGCUAGAGCAGCUCGAGCAAACAGCGCUGCCCAAAAUGCAGCAUAUGGAAAGUCGGCAAAAUCCAAGCUAUCACGUCGAGAGGAGAGCGACAACGUUAUGGACUUCCUCGGCCGCUCAUUCAUCGAUGGCCAGUCAGAUCUUGAGAUGGACGCCGUCGACAAACGUCUGAGUACCGCUUUCGCUCUCAAGACAGCUUGGAAGCAUGGGAUGCCUAUGGCAAAGAAGUUUGUGGUCCCCGCAGCUAAGAAAUUCGGACCCAAGUAUGCUAAGAUGGCCAUGAAGCACGGCAAACCUCUUGCAGGCAAGUUUGCAAAGAACGUUGGCCCCAAGGCGAGCACGUACGGAGCUAAGUUUGCCGGAAAAUUCGGACCUAAGGCAAGCUUGUACGGAAGCAAAUUUGCCGCCAAGUUCGGGCCCGCAGCUCAAAAAUACGCAGGUCCUACGUUCACGAAGUAUGGAGGCAAGUUCGCUGAUAAAUUCGGACCCGCAGCCAAGAAGUACGCUGGGCCUACCUUCACAAAGUACGGAUCCAGGUUCGCAGAAAAGUUCGCUGUGCCCUGGGGCAAGAGCGUCGGCGCAAAGUUCAAGAUGCCGACAGUCUUCCGUCGUGAUCUGAGUGAAGAGUCCGGAAGUCAACUGACCGAUGGAGGUUACAUCGCUUCGCGAGCACCCAUUGAGCUGGAAGGAUCUCGUAUCUACGAGAGUCCCUCUCCAGCCUUGCUGAGCAGAGGCGAAGGAUUCGAGGCUAUCGAUGAGGAGGCGCUACGACAGCGAGGCACGAUGUCUUCGGGCGCCUGGUGGCUCGCCAAGAAGACGAUGCUCAACAACCCUGCAGGAAUGGGACUCAGAGGUGCAUGGUGGCUCGGAAAGAAAGUCGUUGGCAAAGGCUCCUCCAAAGCUGCAGUCAAAGGCCUGGAGAAGGGCGCAAAGAAGGGCACAAAGAGCUCUUCCUGGUUCUGGCGUCGACAGACUGCACCGCGUGCUGGCAGAGUGUCUGACGAUGAGAACGACGGCAAUGACGCUCCUCUACCUCCCCGUGGAGUUGAUGACAGUACGCACAACACUUACGCUCUGCUGGAACGCGACGUAGAGGACGCCAAGAGCCCCUACGUAUCGCCAGUGCCACGAGAUGCGUCCUUCGCCGACGCUUCCACUCAUUCCACAUUGAAGAAGCUCGUUGAGCGAUCCACAACCCCCGUUGAUGACGAGGAUGGCCAGGUCGCCACGCGAACUAUCAGGUUCAAAAGCGAAGGUGGCCACGCCCGACAGCCAAGACGGCGACCUGCUCUUCCUCCCGCCCCCAGGCAGAGGAUCGUAGACUGGUCUCGAAGAGAUGUCAUGGCCGCUGCACCUCAGCCCCAGGAUCAGUCGUACAUCUCGGUGCGACAGGCUGAGCCCCAUCCACAGCAUCAGGGGCAUCCAAUUUCGCCGGACUCGAAGCCUCAGCCGAAGCCCCAGCCAAAGCCAGACCCGAAGCCGCAGUCAAAGUCAGCCCCAAAGCCGCCGCCUCCUCCGCAGAGGACAGCUUGGCAACAGACGGUGCGAUAUGCCAAGGUCACCAAAGAUGCCUUGGUAGAUCUUGCAGGGUGUAACAUCAUGGGCUCGUUCAAUGUAUGGACGUACUGCAAGCCUAUCCCGGGCAAAAGACCAAUGUACGACGAGGCUGGAAUGUGGCCUGUCUGAGGUCGCCUGGAGAGUAAAGCCAUAGCUGAGUCUGGCUGAUUAAGCGCUCUUCAGUGCCGAGUUUCGCCGGGGAACGUUUGGGCACGCUGCAGUUCUCCCCAAUUCUCCUUCUGAUCUGACCUUCUCUUCUUACCUUUUCUUCUCAUAUCAUCCUACAGACUCAGCCUCUAGAUACGCCGAAUGCCCCAAGCGUCUCCUCUCUAUCUGCUACACUUCGAGCUGGCGCACUGAAGACGUUGAGUGGCGAAGUCGCGUCUCAGUCGACAAAGCUGCUGCAACAGGACGCA
Molecule: messenger RNA, 3613 nt
Organism: Microstroma glucosiphilum
Lineage: Eukaryota; Fungi; Basidiomycota; Exobasidiomycetes; Microstromatales; Microstromataceae
Exons: 9
Coding region: 279-3326 (1015 amino acids)
Source: RefSeq, a predicted model, not a curated record